UGGGUAGGCUGCGGUUGGACUUGAUGAUCUUUGAGGUCUUUUCCAACCUGAGUAAUUCUAUGAUUCUAUGAUACCAGGAACUAAAUUUUUGUGAAGCAUGCUCGUUAACAUGUUAGUUGAUGUAGCCUGAAUGUUGAAUAUAUGGUUACCUGUUAAUUAUGUACCUCCCACUGAGACUGGUGUGCCCUAUUAUGAGAAAUAUGUAGACCUCUUGUAAAUGGAGAUUUCACUGCCUUUCUUUGCCUUGCAUCUGGAAAAUGGCAUUAUUUUGAUUUAUUUAUUUUUUUUCAGCUGGCUUGGUGAGAUUGUUUCCCACCCUCUAUUUCUGUCCAACACACAAGUCUGUUUCCAUACUAAGGUUGUCAAAGAAGAUGAGAAAAGUGAAUUGGCCUUGGUUAUCAAUACAUGUUUUGGAUGUUCCCUUCCUCCCACACCAUUUAUGAUGUUUUCAGAGAGGUAUUGCAUCCCUCUUUUGUUCUGAAUUCAGCAAAAUACUCAGAUUUCAACCAGCUCAAUGAAAAAUGCAGCGAACGUGGAUAAGUACUGGCUGUACUGGCUGUAAUCCAUGGAUGCACACAGAGCUUGUGAAAACCACCAGAUCAUCAGCAGCUUGAAUUUCUGUUUGUGAGCAUCCCCAGAAUAAUGCAGAAAUAGGAGUUAACACUUAAAAGUUAGUUUGAUGUCAGACUAAAACUACCUCCUUUUGCUCCUUGAGCAAAUUAUGAGACUGUGCUAGAGAUGCUAAUAGUUUGAUUCUCUCUGGUCUCUCACAGUAACUUGCUGGCUUUACCCAAACCCAGAAUAAAUUGCCUGCAUUUUUUUUUUGCAAAAAUUGCAGUUUGAAAUUGCUUAUAGCAGAUAUGAUUGUUUUAGAAUUCUGGAAUAUUAAGCAAAGCACUACAAGGUUAUAAAUGUGAGUGAAUUUCUUCACAUGUAUAAUUCAUUGAUGACAUCACGAACUUCACCAAGCAACAUAAAAUCAAAACUAAAUUUGAAUCAACAGAAAGUGAUUAUUUGGAGAUUAUGGAUGACCUACUGCUAUUCAAAAGGAGAGAAAUCUGUGAGUCUGCAGGGUAAUUGCAUAGUGGAUGCUUCCAGCAUAACCUACAACUUUUUGUUUUAAUGCUGUCUUUAGGAAAUUGAGAGAUUGGGGCUAAUUAAUACUUGAACAUCUAGGUUUAAAGUUAAGCUGUUUAUUUACUGCUAGCAAAGUUUGCCUGUAGGAGGCUUGCUUCAGUAACCUGUUCAGGCAGCUGUUUUACUGCCUCCUCUAUAGUGAAACCAUAUUCCAGUAUGCCUUUGUUUCUGAGGCAUUUUGGUUAGCUUUCAUUCUUCUUUCAUAUGAAUCAAAAGAAGCCCUUUUAGCUCUUUGUAACUUGAAAAGGGAAUGAGUCUGAAGUAUUUUCCAAUGAGCAGGACUCUGAAUCUUGUAUUUAGAUGUACUUAAGAGUUUCUAUUGUUGGGAUUUCAUCUUUAGAGACAUUCUCUUGCCCAUUUUUACUAAUCACUUUAAGUAUUUUCUGGACAAGGUUUAUAGGGUUUUCAGGUGAAACCCCAGGUGUAUUACUAUCAAAAUAUUCAAGUUUACUGAAAGCUCCAGCAGUUUUACAUUGGUUUCUACUUGCAGUUGGUUACCAGGUUAUUGCUGUGAACACAGUGUUUGUUUAUCAAUGUAGGUAUGAUACUUAAGAAUUGUGGGUGGUUUUCAUUUCUUGUCUUUUAAUGUUAGGGUGUUUUAGAUUCUUUUUCAUUUGACAGAAUGAUUUAAGGUUAUACGCAGCCUUUGCAAACCUUUGCUGCCUGAAGGAAAUUCAUUCUGUAGAGGAUUUAUUAGCAAGAUCUUAUCAGAAUGGACACCUUGUACUUUAUGAGAACAAUUUGUCCUCUUACCCUCCAGGGGUGUGAUACAGAGGCAUAUUUGUGUUCUGGAGAGACCGCCUUAGAAGACAUGAUAAACAGGUGGGAAGGAGGCAAAAAGGAGGGAGCCCAUCUUGCUUGCUUGAUAAAUAUCACAGGGAAACGAGCUGAUUACCAUUAAGAAAGGGUCGUUACUGAUGAGGUGGAAAGUGUAUUUCCACAUAACGUAACAAAUGCUGAGGCAUAUUUUUAACCCCAAACAUUUCUUCUAGAUUUACAAAACCAGCAGUGUCACACAGUCCAAGUAUACAAGAAGCUAAAAGACUUAAAUUCCUCUUCCCUUUUUGUUUUAUUCCAAGUUUUUUUAAAGAGAAUGUAUGACUAAACAUCUCUCUUAGUUUGUUACUCAUGACUUAAGACACUGACUGUUUAAGUUCUUUUGGUUCUCACUUUCCCCAUGUAUAAAACACAAGAAGAAACUUCCUGCUUUUACCUGGGUAGUGAGAAGAGCACUAAGGUCUAAGGGAGGACGGUUGGAUUAGAUGAUCUUGUAGGUCCUUUCCAACGUUGUGAUUCUAUGAUUCUAUAGCAAACAAUUUAGUUAGUAUGCUGUUUCAUGAUCUGAUUAGAAUUUCUAUACUCCUAGUUAGUAUUCAUGGGAAGCAAAGUUUCUGUUUAGUGAUAUCCAGUGUUUACUUGCUCAAGGCAAAUACAAAGAAAUGCCAUGAGAUAUCCUGCUCAGUGUUUGGAAUUGUCAGGAAUGGGAGUCAUUAACAUUUCAUGAUUAUUUGCACUGCUCUUGUGUUCAGUUCUCUGAUGAAAUAUGAGUUAACAGCAAAUUCCUUACAGAUGCUGAUCACUGAUUCGAUGUAAAUGCAAAUAGUCCUUUGUCUGAGCUCUGAUCUUUUCGAAAUUCACAGAAGAAUGUGAAAUUGCUUCCAAAGAGACACCAGGAUAUUGUGCUGCACCAUUUCCUAGUUUUUUGGUUUUGUUUUAGCCAUACCAGACCCAAAAGUGAAAGAAGAAUCCCAAGGGGAACUCCUUUGGCAGCUGGAGAUGGAUCAGCAUGUCCAGCACAGACAGCCUUGUCCUGUCUCUCUCCCUUUCUCAGCCUUAGAUCUUAAAGGGGUGGUGACAUCUGAGGUGCUGAUCACAGCAAGAAAUCUGUGAUUCUGUGAAUGUAACCAUUUUAAAUUCAAAAGGGGGAAAAUUGAGGCUUAGAGAAGUGUUAGAUCUGAAUCAGAUACCUAUCCUAACAAUAUGAAAUCACUGUGUUCUGAUUGCCCCACCAUAUGCUCGUUGAUAACUCUUUUCAUUAGUUUGUUUUCUCCAUCUCUUUGCCUUGGUUGAAACGUGUGCUAAUGGUGCUGUUGAUAUAUGGUAUCAGGCUGCUUUCUGCUGUUGGAUUUGAAUUGCCUUGAGGAAGUUUAAAGGCAAGUUUUAAAAUAAAGCCUCAAAGAAAGCAAAACAUUAUUGUGAAUAACAGUCUCUGAAGUACAGUGAAGGUGUAUGCGACUUGAUGUGUGUAAACUAAAUAUGAAGCCUUAUGGAGCGGGUUUUCUGGAUAUUAAUAAGUAACUGAUAUUUGGGGAAAACUGGACUAUAAUUUGAAAAUCAGCAAACUUUAAAGCAUGAGUUUAGGGUUCUGCUUUUGACUGAGACCACUCAAGAAACAGCACGUUUUAUUUAAUCAAUAGUAUAAAAGGAGGAGAGUGACUUUGAUAAUUUAUUGUGGUUUUGCUUUUAAUCUUUUUAAACUUCAGGGUAUGAGAUGAAAGUCACUAAAUGUCUAAGUAUUCUUGUUUGUUUUCUUCAUAGUGCAGGGUGUAGCAUUAUUGAAGACUGUUGUUCAUUAUGUAAUUCUUUACGGUGCUGAAGGUGAGCUUGGCUCUACAUUCAUGUGAGUCUCUGAAGGCUUCCUGUCAUGUCAGCAGCCUUUGUUUGCUCCUUGUAUCACCGGUAUUGCCUCGUAACUGUCAAAGUGUCUCUAGGACUAAAGGUACAUCCCAAGGACUCUAUUAAGUGGCUUCCCAAAUCUCCUAAGCUGUACAGUGGCCAUAACUGGAGCUCCCAGGGCUCUCGCUGGACCUCAUUAAAAGGAAAGGAAGGUUUACAUGGUGGUAACUUGUACAAACUCAGCUCUGCCAAUGGGAAAUGGAGAGAAGGAAGGAUCAGCCCUGAGCAAGAAGCGGAGGAACUGGAGGAUCCUGAUGAAGACGAACCUAUUUCCAAGUUUUCUGGCAGCCUCUUUGAUAAUGAUGUUCAUUUAAGAGAUAAAAGAAAUUCCAGAGCAGCUCUUCAAGACAGGCACAAGUCAACAACGAAGGGGAAAACUGCUCCAGGGACUAACAGCAAGGCGCAGGCCCCUGUCUCAGCAGGCAGCUUACCUGGAGAGAGCAGCAGGUUUCUGGAGGAAUCCAGAGCUGCAGAUGGGACACAACCUCCACUUAAGAUAACCAUUACUGUGUGCAGUCAAAUGGGGAGUCUUGGUAUUAGCAUUGCUGGUGGAAAGGGCUCAUCUCCAUAUAAAGACAAUGAUGAGGGAAUUUUGAUUACACGUCUACCAAAAGGUUGUCCAGCAGAUGUGGCUGGGAUGCAAGCAGGAGAAAGAGCGGCAGAGGGAUCCCUAAUUUCUGAACCCAACACACAUGAUGCCAGUCCUACCGAAGCUUCAUCUAAAGGCAGUCCCUUCCGGACAUUAAACCAUGUCAUAACAAUACCUCGAAUAAUCCUCACUCGCCCUUCGACCUCUGAUGAAGAUACUGACCAGCUGCCCCCAGAUCCAGAUGACUUUGAGAUGGAGGAGCCUCCUGGCACACAACACCACACCUACUCGGACUGUCUGAACAGCGCUUUUUAUCCUCCCUAAUAAAGUACUUUUUUGGAAAGAGUUUCUGAUGAUUAUUUUUCUUUUCCAGUUGUUCAACGGCAUUUAAUGUAGUACUGGAACCGCUAUGCCUUAUUUGUAGGUAAAACCAUAACAGAGGAUGGAUUUGAACUGGGCUGAGGGAAGCACAACCCAUGUUUGUGUCUGGUUGCUUUGAACUUAACUUUGGCCAGAACCUGAGUGCUUGAAGCAGUGUGCACUGCAUGGGGUGCCGUGAAUGUCCUCACAUACUGCAACACCCUCCUGUAAGUGCGUUCUGCAGCAGCUAAGAGCAGUGAUGGAAACAACAGAUGAUUUUCUAUUCAUCUGGAAACACAGUAAAAACUAUUGUGUAUAUGUGUGUAUAUAUAUAUAUUUCAAAUCUUGUGUCCAUUUUGUGUCUUUAUAGCUUACCCUUUUGUCUACCUGCGGGGUCCUUUGAAUUGCCCCUUUUAAUAUUGUUUUCUAUAAGAAUAAAAAAUUGUUUUCUGUCUUA
Molecule: messenger RNA, 5219 nt
Organism: Coturnix japonica (Japanese quail)
Lineage: Eukaryota; Metazoa; Chordata; Aves; Galliformes; Phasianidae
Source: RefSeq, a predicted model, not a curated record